GAACCAAACCGAUUCUAUCAUCGCAUGAUUUUUGAGAACAACAGCAUUAGUAUUAGCUGCUUAUCAGUAUUAGCGCCUGCUGCUCCGUCCCCCCGGCGGGGGGUGUGCGUGCGUUGUCGACGCUGCUACUGUCUCUUUAAAUUUACCCAGGAGCCCCUUAAGGAGCCCCAGGGGCCCCUAGUCCGGCUCCCCACCCUGAAGACAAGCAAGAGCCUUAAAAUACAUUACUGGAGGCCUGCGCUGAGGCGCUUCCACUGAGAGCAGGACGGAGGAGCGGGCUCUAAUCGCCAGCGGAAUACAAGAUUGUGUGAUUAUAUGAAAAGUUAACUUGGCUCCCGUGCGGGGCGCGUGGGGGGACAUCGUAGAGCACGGGCUCCUCUGCGAUGGGCUCGCUAUAGAGCGCCUGCUAUGCGUGUCGAACGGUGCCGAGCGCUGUUAACAUGUUACUGUUGUAACAUGUUGUUGUUGGAGUGACAUGUCCCGCUUCGGCGCUACGAUACAGUGAAGGAAGGAGGAACACUAGCCACUAUUAAAACAGCAGCCAGGCCAGUGAUGGAAGAGAAAGAAACGGGGGGAAGCGAGCCUGUGGACCUCCGUUGUGCCGAGCAGGCUGAGCUGCUUUCAUUAAUAAUAUGCGGGGAGGAGGAAGCGACGCAAGAGGAGAGUGACUUGGGAGAGGACAGUCUUGCCAAUGGCCAUGGUGAGGAGGAAUCAGAGGCUGGCAUGGUCACGCCUGUCAGGUCUCCAGGCACCAGCUAUUGGAGCAUCACAGAGGGCCCAGACCAGCCGCUCCUCCUCUCCCCGGCCCCCGGGCCAUCCGGACGUAAACCCAGGGUCCAGAGGGCCUCACGUCCGGGCCUGAGCCGGAUCCCAGGCCGCGACCAUCGCCGCUACUACCACGAGUACUGGCGCAGCGAGUACUUGAUGGACUUUGACCCCCAACGGCACGGGAUGAUCUGCAUGGUGUGCGGCAGUUCGCUGGCCACCCUGAAGCUCAGCACCAUCAAAAGGCACAUCCGACAGAAGCACCCCGACUCCCUGCUGUGGAGCGCUGCCGACAAGGAGGUCAUCCGCUCAGGGUGGGAGAGCCACCUGAGUCUGGGGGGAGGCCAGAGGUCAUACAGCUCUGCUUCUGGACCGUCACAUCAGGAAGAAGAGGAGCAACUGGACUCAGACCAACACGCUGCCGAACCCCUGUACCCUGUGACACCCCAGGAGCAGCAGCAGCAACCCCUCAGUCUAUCUCCCCGCUCAGAGGAGGGUGAAGCCCCCCAGCCCCAAGAGGAGGAGCAGGACCUCCCCGGGCCAUCAGCUCGGACCCUGGAACGCUACCUGAAUGACUCGCUGCACGCCUGGUUCCGCCAGGAGUUCCUGAUGGAGUAUGAGGCGGAGGCCGGACGGCUGCUGUGCAUGGUGUGUGGAGGAGAACUGCCCUCGCUUCACCUGGACCACAUCAAGAGCCACGUGCUGGACACCCACCCCAACUCCUUGGUCUACAGCUCCGAGGAGAAGCACUGCAUCCUGCAGGCCUGGGCUCAGACUCAUGAAGAGUCAGAAAACGCAAUCAAAUCAGAGCCCAACACCAAAGAAGGCAGGGUGGACCUCUUUGCUCAGGACGUGGAGGCCAUCCAGAUCAACACUGACUUGUACCCAGGAGGUGAUGGCACUUUAACUCAGGACACUUGUCUUAUCGGUGAGGACGGAGGUGUUGGAGCUCCACAACAGGGACCCCAGCUCCUCCGCCAGUCCAGGAAGAGGCGGCUGCGCGGGGGUGACCCGUGGCGGCUCCGCCUCGACUACCUGGUGGCCUACGGGCCUCAGGGCCGGGGCACGUUCUGCAUGGUGUGUUCUCAGGUCCUGCACGAAACCAAGGUCAGCAGCUUCCGCCGCCACAUCCAGGAAUAUCACCCCGAGACCAAAACCCUGAGCCGACAAGAAAGGGAAGCCAUGGCUGCUGCCUGGACCAAAGAUUAUUCUAGUGAAGGCACGCAAAUUCAAGACGAAAUCGACCCGAGCAGAGCCGAUGUCCUAAACACCACAGGAGAGACGAAUGAGGACGCUUCCUCUGAUGUCAGAACACCCAGCAAAAUGGUGAAGAAGGAGGAGGGUGUGAGUGGAGGGAAGGGUAAAGCGAGGGACGGCAGCGCUGCAGCUACGCCCUCUCGCCAUGGCCAUUACCCCGGGAAGGACCAGAGGAGGAACUACCAGGUGCGCUGGCGGAUGGAGUACCUGAUGGAUUACGACUGUCGCAGACACGGGCUCAUCUGCAUGGUGUGUGGAGCCACUCUGGCAACGCUGAAGGUCAGCACCAUCAAGAGGCACAUCCAGCAGGUACACCCCCACUCUCUGUACUACAGCCCAGAGGAGAAGCAGCAGGCCCUGCUGAGCUACAACCAGACCGCCCUGCACUUCAUCCACUCUGAUGACUGCUUCUCCUCCCAAGACCACGGACACACCGAGCUGGCUCCCACUCCAGCACACUUUGGCACUUAGAAAGGGCUUCCAUCCAUUGCUCCUCACAUGGCCCCUGUUCAGAAACGGCCCUCCCCCUUCUUUCUUAAAGGGAAAUUCAAGUAUUUGUCAAACAGGGUCUUAUUCUCGCCCCUUGUCCCCUCUGACUUUGUUCUUACCAGAGUAGUUGUAGAGAAUUUCCCAAAUCUCUACAAUGCAGUUGCUGAGUAAAAUGUUAUCAUGACUAGUUGUCAUAAUGGACAAAAAUAUGAGAAUAAGACCCAGGUUGACAAAUACUGGAACUCUGGAUCUGAGAGUACUGCUAUGCCCUGUGGCAGGUAGCCACAAAUGAAGUUUUACAACCUAAAAAUGUCAUGGCCUAAAAAAUGAAAGUCCAGCCAACUAAAUGAUGUUACCAGUUAGCUUGCCAGAGAGAAAACUAGCCCUGCAAGUAGUCACUACUACGUCACCGAGCUUCUAGUGCUACCUGUUUUGUGAAGACACACAAAUUAUUUUCGCUUACGCACUUUCUGGUCUGACCAGCCACUAAUACUGAACUGGGGCUUUAGACAUUAAAACUCCUCUAUGAGUGUCUGGACAUUUAUUUUUUUAACUCCAAAAUUUGUAGUCAUGGUAUGUGCUGUCUACCUAUUAUCUUUCAGGUCCGGGAGGGGCCCAGGGCUUGUUUCUGGUCAGGGCCAGAGUCUUACGCUCUCAGGAAGUUAGAAACCGAGUCUCCAGCGAGGCCGAGGUGAAUUAGUUUUACGAUAAUGUGUCUGAAGACAACACAGCACUUUGUCCCCAAAAAUGUACUAAACCCCAGCUUUCCUUCUGUACAGCCAAUCGAAUGAGACUGUGUUUGAUGUUAUUGCUGAAGACAAUGAAUACCAGCGUGCAGUCAGUGAGGUCAGAUUUCUCUAGUCUAUUUAAUUUCUUGUUUACAGUGGAGGAGAAGGACGUCUUCCUCUCUCUCAUCCAUUAUAAUGAGAUAUGUUAUCUCUCUGUCAGUCUGCAUUGUUGCUACACCGGCCUGCAUCCCUUUCAUCAUCUAAAACUCAUCUUACUGCACAAAAAAAGAAUAUGUAAAUAUAUGAAAAAAUAGAAUUAUUUUUCCUUUAUACAAGCACUUUUAUGCACCCUGGUUUCUACAAAAUGUGUUUGUAAUUAUGUCUAGUUUUUCUACUUCAUUCAAGAUUUCAACAAUGACCUUGUUCUUUAACAGCUGAGAAUGGCUCGUUGGACUUUUGCUUUAAAAGGUUUGCUCCAGCUUUGGUACUGCUUAAUUUUUGCAUUCACUGUACAAAGUGUAUGCAACAAAAGAAGUUGAAGAAUAGCUUAAAGCUGUCCGAGAAAGAAAAGUCUGCCAUAAAAUGUCACUUCUUCACCUGGAAAGUGUAACUCAGGGAUUCUGUUUUCAUCAACAACCAUUUCAUCUUUUAGAAACACGUUUGCAGAUACUGGAUACAUGUGUCAACUUUGGUUGCAUAGGUGAUGCUAUAAAUACGACAGAGUAUUAGGGCAACUGUUAAAACAAAAAACUGAGAUUUUGAGAAAGUCAAAAUAUUUUGAGAAUAAAUUUAUAAUGUUAGGAGAGUUAAGUUGUAAUUUAGAGGAAAAAGCCAUAAUAUUUAAAAAAAAAAAAAGUCAAUGUUUCUGAAAAAAGUUGUAUUUUGACUUAAAAUAAAGUCGUAAUUUGGAAAAAAGGCAUUAGGAGAAAAAGUCUUAAUAUAUUGAGAAAAAAGUCAUGCUAAAAUAAAGUUGUAAUUUUGAGGGAAAAGGUCAUAAUAUUACAAGAAAGAUCAUAGCAUUUCAAGAAAAAGUCAUAAUGUUAGAAUAAAGACGCAAUUGUGAUAGAAAAAUGUCAAUAUUACGAGAAAAAGUUGUUAUAUUUAUCAAAAAAAAUUCUUAACAGUGUCCGUAUUACUCUGUUGUACAAUGACAGAAUUUUCUCAGUUGAAGCUUUUGAUACAGAACUACUACACUGUAGUUGUGAAGGACAAGUCUGCACAGGCAAACUGCAACACCCUGAGAGCAGAGAAACAGUGUCAUAUUUCCAUUUCAUUGGUCCACUUUGGCUAAGAAUAGGCCCUCACACCACUCUAGAAGAGUUCUGACAUAGCACUUAAGUAUUUAAAAUGAAGUAAGUUACAAUGUUUGUUAAAAUGAGAUCCGAUGCAUUUGCUUGUGUGUAUGUGUGUGUGUGUCUGUGUGUUUAUACUGUGUAUGUGUAUGAUGGUGUGGGGAAAGAUCCUCUUUGGCUCCUCAUUUUUCUUCACUCUCACCACGUCCGCUCACCUCUCAUCUGUACAUGGCCAACAUGUGAGAUAUGCAUUCUCUCCUCAAUGAUCUUUCAAUAAAUACUCAACACUGUGA
This is a messenger RNA of Siniperca chuatsi (mandarin fish), 4824 nucleotides long. It is a transcript of the gene zfta, whose product is annotated as zinc finger translocation associated. The transcript has 5 exons. Bases 553 to 2493 code for a protein of 646 amino acids. Gene Ontology annotation, biological process: negative regulation of DNA-templated transcription. The record is from RefSeq and is a predicted model, not a curated record. Lineage: Eukaryota; Metazoa; Chordata; Actinopteri; Centrarchiformes; Sinipercidae.